AUGAUAGAUACAAUAUGCAGUUAUCCUCCGCCAGCACUCGUCGGUUCUUCACAUUAUAGAUAUGUGGAGUAUAGACCUGGAGGAACCCCAGGACCGAAUAUAAAUACAAAUACAGAUUCCUACGAAGCGCAAAUAGCUAAGAACUAUCAGGAUGGAGAGGCUUCUAAUAUGUCUCGUAAUCAUACGGCGCGUGCUAGCGGGGAGAGAUAUAGUGAUUCUUAUCCGGCGGUGUAUAGUCAGGGAGUAUCUACUACGUCGAAUUCAUAUGUCGAGGAGCAAAUGGCGGAAUUUUAUACUGGAAGGGGAAGGGAACAGGUGGAGAGGAGUGGUAUGCAGGGGAGGGGGAGGAGUAAGAGUAGACGUGAAUUAGAAGAAACGGGAUAUGCGUAUAGGUAUUUGUCAGAUGGAGAGCUUAUUCGUAGGGUAAAAGAAGAUCAUUUGAAGAGCUAUGGUAAAUAG
This is a messenger RNA of Sclerotinia trifoliorum, 459 nucleotides long. Lineage: Eukaryota; Fungi; Ascomycota; Leotiomycetes; Helotiales; Sclerotiniaceae. The record is from the annotation of a GenBank genome assembly.